AUGGCUGCAUUUUGUGGCAGAUCAGCAGAUUUUCCGUCUGCUCGAUGUAGUAGUUUGGUGUCCGAUUCCGUGUCGGCACAAAAGUUAUCAAGCUGCAAAAGGCAAGAGUCAGCCCGGCACAUCAAUUCACCUUCCAUUUCCGCAGUUGGAAGUACAACCUUGUUCGGUGUCAUUCGUCUCCGCCCAGCAAGACGCUCCAGAAUUGCUAGGCGGUUUGGCAGGCACGGGGACUGGCUUGGAAGCUCACUUCGAGGGGUUAGCAUCGCUGUCCUGUUGCUGGCCUCUGUCCACUUCGCUGAUGUAGGCUCAGCUGGUGCGAGCCAGUUUGAUUUGGAUUAUUCUGUCAAUGCUGGUCCUAUGACACCAGCGGCGACACUAGCGGCGACGACAACAGCGACGGCAGCAGCGACACCAGCGACACCCGCAGCACCAAAGAAUAUCUUCGCCCCGUGGCUGGACAAAUGGGCAGAGGUGAAAGUCGACAGUGACACGGAGAACGAAUACUGGGUAUUGGGCGAGCUGCCUCUUUAUGGCCCGGUUCGCAUUCUCAGGAAAGAGACAUCUGUCCUUGAGGUCAUUGUCAGCGGAUUUCUCGCCGGCUUCGUUGUGGAACUGAGCACUGCGCUCUUGCUUCACCCUUUAGACACGCUCAAAACAAGACUUCAGACUGGCCAGGGCCCGUUUCUCCCAGACCCCGUGCUGUACAAGCGCCUGUAUGAUGGCUUCCUUCCUGUCUUCGCAACUGUUCCAGCACUCUCUGUCUUCUGGGCAGUGAAGGACAUCGUGCGAAGAAGUUUAAUCGGAGUUGUCAAAGCAAGUCUGCCCUUGGCGGUGGCGGAUGUCUUGUCGUCAACUCUGGCAUCUGCAUGUGGUGAGGCUGCAUACGUUGCGGUCAAGACACCUGGACAGGUGUUAAAGAUUGAACAGCAGGCAGCAUUAUUUGAGGAGGACCGUGUGCGGCAGCGCUAUGGUGAUGAAGACAACUCCUACACCAGCAAGAGCUUCAAUUUGAACUUUGUCCGCCUGUGGGAGGAGAGCUUGCGGAACUUUCCAAUCCUUUGUGCUGUGGAUGUCCCGCAGGUGGCUCUGCGGACAGCAGUGUUUGUCACCCUUCAUGACUCGGGCUUGUUUGCUUCGGGUCCUGGUUCCGACAUCCUCAUCUUCACCAUUGCUUCAGCAGUCGCCUCCAUCAUGUGCACACCGCUGGACGUUGCUCGGACUCAACUUGUCCUGGAUGGAGAAGGCAUACAGCUCCUACCGUCCAAGCUAUGGGACAUUCAGGCUCGAGAAGGAGUUGCUGGACUCUUGGCGGGGUGGCUCCCGAGACUACUAUGGAAUGGUUUGGUUGUGGGAGCAGCACUCGGGCUGUGCAGGCUGCAGUACGAAGAUGCCCGUGCACUCUUCUUGGUUGACGUUCUUGAUCGGUUCGAGAACAUCGUGCAGCCAAUGGACUCCAGCUACAUGCAGAUGCAGCACAGGCCCAUGACCAAGCAGCCGGACAUCCCGGACAUCCCGGACAUCCGCAUCAGCUCCCCCAUGCUCAUCCCCACAUACAUCGGCCUGACGCGCACUGUCUGCCUGGCUGGGAUGGUCCAAAGGCUGCUGGCUGCUGCAUACGACGCUGGUCGGCACAUUGUGGCCUCUCAUGUUCGCAAUUGCCUCUUCGAAAGCAACCUUGCGCGGCACACAAUGCAAGUCAGCUCCGCCUCUUCGCAGUGCCCGAAACUCCCGAAGCUUGGUCUCAGCAUCCGCAAACGAGCCAGUUCUGAAGCUCAGACGCAUGUUUGUGUGUUUUCGGCCGGCGGAGACCAUCCUUCCAUAUCCUUCCUGCUACUGCUGAUGCAGGUGCUUCUGACUGCAAUCGAGGUGACGGAUGGGAGUUCAGGCUUGCGCUUAGAGCUGACAUCCGGUUUGUCACUGGCCCUGGCCCCCUACGCGGAACAGGUGGGGAACCGGAUCCAGCUGGAGCAUGCGGAAUAUGUUGCUGUGCUUGGUCAUGUUGUGCUUGUGCAGAUGCUUUCUCCAGAGGCUGGAAGGUGGAAGAGCGCGGCCAUGGCCAUUGCUGUCGAAAGCCGUGGACAUGGGAUUGUGGUGAGCAUUGUGCCCACGAGCAGUGUAAACACAGUCCACGUCUCAGACUGUGCUAUGGGGCACUGGAAGGAGGCCAUCCGGUCGGGACCCGAUCGGCAGGCUUUGGAGCAGGGGCAGUGUCGGGCUGAGUAUGCUGAGGACAGCAAGGAGACGUCCACAGGGCGGAGCGGCGGAGCGGGGGACCCGCCACUGGGCGCCACAUCCGGGCUGGUCGGCGGAUUCUCCGCGGUAGUUCGUGGUGACGCCGCUUUCUCUGAGAUCGACAGCAUGGGCUCCGCGUGGGUUGCGAGGCCGCUUGACCUGUCCACAAUGACACGGGCACAGGCUACAACCGUUGGAGUCCUGAUUGUCGGCUUGAUCUCGAUACUGUGCAUCUGCGGCCGUAGUCAGAGAACCCACUCGAAUGAGCACAAGGACCACUGA
This is a messenger RNA of Symbiodinium natans, 2514 nucleotides long. NCBI's taxonomy places the organism in Eukaryota, Dinophyceae, Suessiales, Symbiodiniaceae. The record is from the annotation of a GenBank genome assembly.